GCCAGCCGAUGCCGGCGGGCGGCGCGCAUGCGGUGUGCGCGGCCCAUGGCCGUUGGCGGCGAUGACGGACUAUAGCGAGGAGCAGCGCAACGAGCUGGAGGCCCUGGAGUCCAUCUACCCGGACUCGUUCACGGUGUUGUCAGAAAAGCCAACAACUUUCACAAUUACUGUGACAUCAGAAGCAGGUGAAAAUGAUGAAAAUGUCCAAACAACCCUUAAGUUUACCUACAGAGAAAAAUACCCUGAUGAAACUCCCCUUUAUGAAAUUGUCUCUCAGGAGAAUCUUGAAGAUGAUGAUGUCACAGGCAUAAUAAACCUGUUGGAACAGCAGGCAGAAGAAAAUUUGGGAAUGGUAAUGAUCUUCACUCUAGUGUCUGCAGUACAGGAGAAAUUAAAUGAAAUAGUGGAUCAAAUAAAAACACGAAGAGAGGAGGAAAAGAAACAGAAAGAAAGAGAAGCCGAAGAAGAGGAAAAACAACGCUUUCAUGGCACUCCUGUUACAAUCGAGAAUUUCCUGAACUGGAAAGCAAAGUUUGAUGCAGAACUCUUAGAAAUAAAAAGAAAAAAGAUGAAAGAAGAAGAACAAGCGGGCAAAAAUAAAUUAAGUGGGAAACAGCUGUUUGAAAUGGAUCACAACCUUGAUACAUCUGACAUCCAGUUCUUGGAGGAAGCUGGAAACAGUGUGGAGGUUGAUGAAUCUUUAUUCCAAGAAAUGGAUGAUUUAGAGUUGGAGGAUGAAGAAGAUGACCCUGACUACAACCCUGUUAAUUUAGAUAGUGAUUAGACCUUUUUUUUGAACUGGCUCUGUCAUCAGUAUGGACUUAUGUAAGGAGAGAGAGAGGCAGAAAAACCACAGCAUCUGUGGUUGUAGUAAUGUGUAUUGAUUUUCCUUUUUUCAAAGAAGAAAAAGUAUUUUACAUCUAGGAGUAUGGUCUUCUGAUGACUAUCAUCAUAAAUAAAUUGACUUAUAUUUCACAUUAAAAACCUGAGGCAUACUUUCUGAUUUUUUUUUUUUCCCUCCACUUCUUUAAGCAUCCUCUGAAGAGAAGUGAGAGCAAGCAAGAAGGAAAAGAUGGCAUAGUGAUUGUUAAACACACCUGCAUGCGGAAGCUGAGUUCUGCUAUCUUCUUUGUAGGAUAUGCAUGGGGAAGUUUCUUGAGUAGAACAGUUUACGUGCUGUGCAGGAUUUUUUCUUUGAAAUUUUAUAAUGCAAUAAAUAAUGGUCCCUUCUGAUACCCCAAAUUAUUAACUGAACAACUAUAGAUAGGCAGCACUAGUCAUUUUUAAUAGGGCAUAUACUUUUUAAUGUUGAAUGAAAACCACUUACAUGUUAGAGUGAAAUUUUGUUUAUCACAGCUUCAAAAUGAAAUGGUUGAUUUCAAAAUGGUUGAUGUGUUUAGAAAGCUUUUUUUUUUUUUUUUUUUUAAAGUUCUUAUGAAUCAGUGAACUUCCAUGACAGAAAAAAUAAUUUGCUUUUGGCAACAGUGAAUGUGAGAACACUGUCAGAGCGCAGAAUGCAGUAACAGUGUUUUAUAGUGUGCUUACAUUUACAGUUGCUGAGAGUUCUUUAGAAGGAGACUGUUGGCAGUCUGUGGAAGUCUUAACAUAUGGUAAAGUUAACAUCUGUGAGUUGCUGGGUAGCAUGUUUUCCCAUCUGAAGAGUUCCUUGUGGAGCUACUAGCUUUAUGUUAGGCUCUGCCUCCCUUCACACCUCCAAAAAGCCUGGAACACUGAAGUAAUGUGUAUAAAGUGUUCGGUAUUGUGUCAGGUGGAAGGAUGGUGUGGAUGAAGGUUUCAAGAAGCAGCUCUCUGAACAAAUAACUGCCAGGCACCUUGAUGAUUAGAAGCUGUGUGCUGGAUUUUAAAACACUUAUAGUAGAUUGCCUUAACUGCUCCAGCUUCAACCUUUUAAAAGAGGAUUGUACUAAAGUAUCUAUGCUUAGAAGAUUAAUGGAUUUAUGAACUUUAAUAUUAGGAAAUUUCUUGCUCAAGAUGAGAAAUUUGAUUCCAGAAAUAAUUUAAUGAUAUGUAAGAUCCUCUGCUCAUGUCAUUUGAGAACAGCUGUUCAGGAUGAUCUUGUAUAGCAUUUCAGUAGUCUUGUCUUUUUGUACUCAAGAGGAAUAAAUGUGAGUUCCCAGUAGAUAGAAAUAAAUAUUUGAGUACCCUAUAAAUGUUUUUAUAAACGAACCAUAUGCCUUUGUUUCUACCAUCUUCUAUUUGCUAUUUUUAAUUUUGGUGCCUAAGAACUUGAGAUAAGCAUCUAAGUUUCAAUUAUAACAUUGUGUGUUUCAAAGCAAUAAGGAGGAUCUGUGUACCAGCAGGUAUUACCAAAUGUAUUUAAAAAGUUGUAAGCUAAUAUGAUAUUUAAAGUCUGACUUUUCCAAAUAUGCAGUUGGGUUGAAAGGUUUGUAAUUACUGUGUCCAGUUUCCUGUGUAUCUGCUAGCACACUUUAAAAUGCUGUUCAACACAGAACUUAAUUUUCUUCUGUGUCUCAUCAGCCAUAUGAAAGCUUUGCAAGGUUGCUUUGAGUUGUCAAUUGUUUGUCUAAAAUGAGCAUAUUUUUCAUAAAAGCAAUGAGGAAGUUCUCUUCAAUCUGGACUGAAUCCAAGAAUACUGUAUAGUCUGUGCAAAAUGUGAUAAUCUGAGAAAGCUUUCUAAGUGGGAUACUGAUGAUUCAAGAAUCACAUAAAUGUGAAAAAGAGUUUCAUAAUAAUUUCUAGAUUAACGGGGUUUUCUGUUUUGUUUUGUUUUUACACUAACGGUUAUUGGUUUUUAUGCAAAGAUUGUGUGGCUUCAAGAAGUUAUAACUGUGAAGUUGAAGUUAUGUUUUCAUUGCUACUUUUUUUUUCAAAACAGAGGAAAUAAGGGUUGAAGUGACAAAAAAAAAAUUCAUCAAGUCCAUUUCUCCAAGUCUUUGAAACAAGUUUCAGUGACUCAGUCUAAAGUUCUGAUUUGCUUAUUAGCAAUUAGCAUUUGUGAAAUAAAAGGUAAUUUUACUGAGUG
Messenger RNA from Lagopus muta (rock ptarmigan), 3004 nucleotides. It is a transcript of the gene RWDD1, whose product is annotated as RWD domain containing 1. NCBI's taxonomy places the organism in Eukaryota, Metazoa, Chordata, Aves, Galliformes, Phasianidae. The record is from RefSeq and is a predicted model, not a curated record. Gene Ontology annotation, biological process: cytoplasmic translation. Bases 62 to 784 code for a protein of 240 amino acids. The transcript is spliced from 7 exons. Gene Ontology annotation, molecular function: protein binding.